CCGCCAGUAUAAAUAAACGAAGACGAUCGCGAACGACAGUACAUAUCGUGUACCUAAUAGUAUCGAGAGUAUUUUCUGAGUAUCUCACGAGCGUCUAUCAAGAUACGCGAUAAGCCUUUACAAGUAUUGAUUCCGCGAUUCUAUUGUGUGAUUUAUACUUCGUACCAACGACUCACGUUUACGGCUGUGUACUAAUCUAUCGAUUUAAAUAUAUUCGACGGUUGCAACAAGUAAUCUCGUCAUUAAUUCUCACGCACCUAUAUCCUCUUCACAUAACCUCUACACGCAUAAAAUAAUUUUAUCAUACUCAUGUCGAUUUGAACAUUGAUCAUAUUAUCGAUACCUGACAUACUCACAGUUUAAUUUUCUGACACUAGUUGGCAUAUCGAAAUUCUCCGCCAAUAUUAAAAUUAUAAAGCGAGAAGAUCUCCACAUAAGGGUGCCAGUAUGUCCAAGGUAACCUCAAAAACUACUCAGCCGGUUUGAUUAAUUUUCUCAUCGUUGGAAAGAUCGUCAUAUCCAAAUAGAAGUAAGCUAUGUUUUAUUGCGUUUGUUCCUCAGUGUAAAUAUCUUCGUCUGAAAUCGCACCUCUCGUUCAGUGGUGAGAUUUGUAUUAUUCGUCCUGCUUUAUCUUUUAAUUGCUGUAGUAAUAUUUGAAUUGCGCGCUUUCUGCACGCGUAUCCAUUCAAAAGAAAGGAGGAUAUCACCCCGCAGAAAGGUAUAGCUGUGCGAGAUCAGUCAGAGCAUCGUUCCGACACUCUUUGGAGAAACGUGAAGAGGUUGACAAGGGAAACCGGAGAAGUGCAAAAUGGAUGUCAUAAACAAUAUUCUCGGAGGAUUGCUAUCGCAAAAGACCGCAUCGGUGCUUUCGGCGUUCUUGAGUGUGUCGUUAUAUGUCACGUACUUGUUUGUUAAUUACUCCGCGACGAAUGUUCCUUCUAAAUUAUUAAUGCCGUCUUACGAUUUCAUAGUUGUAGGUGGCGGUACUGCGGGAGCUGUCUUGGCGAGUCGUUUGUCCGAGAUAGAAGACUGGAACGUACUCCUUUUGGAAGCAGGUGGCGAUGGAAGCGUUAUAUAUGAUGUUCCUCUUCUUGCCGCCAAUCUGCAGCUCACCGAGAUGGACUGGAAAUACACGACGGAACCCAGUCCAAAUUACUGUAGAGCGAUGGAGGGGGGUCGCUGCCGGUGGCCACGUGGCAAAGUGAUCGGAGGCAGCAGCACGAUAAAUUACAUGCUCUAUGUUCGUGGUAACAAAAAAGAUUACGACAUCUGGGAACAACUGGGCAAUCCAGGAUGGUCCUACAAGGACGUCCUGAGUUAUUUCAAAAAAUCGGAAGACAAUCGGAAUCAGAACUACAGCAAGACUACGUAUCAUUCGACAGGGGGUUACCUAACUGUCGAAGAAUCAAAAUGGCACACACCACUGGCUGAUGCGUUCCUUCGAGCAGGACGAGAAAUGGGUUACGAGAAUAGAGACCUUAAUGGAGAACGGCAGACUGGCUUUAUGUUUCCUCAGGGGACCAUUAGAUAUGGCAGCAGGUGUUCCACGGGGAAGGCCUUCCUGCGGCCGGCUAGCGCGCGUAAGAAUUUACACGUUGCUAUGCACGCACAUGUUACGAAAAUUUUAAUAGAUCCGUCGUCAAAGAGGGCUUACGGUGUACAGUUCUUUAGAGACGGAAGCACGUUGCGGGUCAAUACCAGCAAGGAGGUGAUAGUUUCCGCAGGAUCUAUCAACAGCCCUCAAUUGCUGAUGCUGUCUGGAAUAGGUCCUGAAGAACACUUAAAGGAACACGGGAUACCAGUGAUUCGGAAUUUAAGUGUGGGUCAUAAUCUUCAAGACCAUAUAAUUGUGACAAGCCUUAUAUUCUUGCUGAAUGAAGAAGUAUCGUUGGUAGAGAGCAGGUUGUACGAUAUUCGAUAUUUGCUGGAAUACGCCAUAUUCGGUGCCGGUCCUUUGUCAGAGCCAGGAGGUGUCGAAGGACUAGCUUUUAUCAAUACCAAAUACACGAAUGCCUCCGACGAUUUCCCAGACAUGCAACUGCAUUUUGCGCCAUUGGCUGAGAACACCGACGGCGGCAGAGUGUUUAGAUAUAUUUACGGUCUGAAUAGAGAACACUACGAUGCUGCAUUUGGGGAGUUUAUUAAUAAGGACGCAUGGACCGCGAUUCCCACGCUUAUAAGGCCGAAAAGUAGAGGGGUUAUCAAGCUUCGAAGCAACAAUCCCUUCGAUCACCCGUUGAUUUAUCCCAACUACUUCGAACGCCCGGAAGAUAUGGCGACAUUUAUAGAAGGAAUUAAGUUUGUGGUCGAGAUGAGUAAAACUGCAUCAUUUAGACGUUAUGGAAGCAAAUUUUUACCGAAAUCAUUUUCUAACUGCGCGAAUAUUUCUAUGUAUACCGAUCCAUACUGGGAGUGCAUGAUCAGAUCCUAUGCCACGACUCUAUAUCACCCAGUGGGUACUUGCAAGAUGGGGCCUAAUUCGGAUCCAACGGCUGUAGUAGACCCUCGGCUUCGAGUUUACGGAGUCACCGGACUUCGAGUCAUAGACGGCUCGAUUAUGCCAAUCAUAGUCAGUGGUAAUAUCAAUGCUCCGAUUAUCAUGAUCGCAGAGAAGGGUGCCGAUAUGGUAAAAGAGGAUUGGUUCAAGAAACGGAGUUUACAAUGAAUAAUUUUUUUGUAAUAUCUCAAAUAAGUGAGUAGUUUUUGAAAAUUAAUUUACAGCGACUGCUAUUGUUUAUUGCAUAAUAGAAACGUAUAAUUAUGAACUCGAAAUAUAUUUUCAUCGUAUAUUGCGAAUAGCGGAAUUCGCGUCAGAAUAUAGUCUGUUUAUCCGAACUUAUCGGGGAACAAACAGUUAGUAAAGCAGUGGUUCAACCAUUUUUCCUGUUACGUUCCUUUGAUGUUGAUAUAUUGCAUUGCAAUCGAAACGUAUAGUGUGAGAUAAGCAUAGCGUCGAUGAAGAAAAAUUGUUACAGACGUCGAGUACUAUAUUUCGUAAUUUCUUUCCUUCAUCCUGUGGAUAUGAUUUGUACAUACAUAUUUGAUAGAAUGCAGUCGACUUUCUGAAUAGCGCAACAAUGUGAAUUUACAAUAUCUGUAUGUAUGUUUAUUAUAGUGGUACAGACAAAGAAAGUCGAAGCAUCCUGUCUACUUUUAUAAAUAAUAAAUUACAGAAUGCUUUAGAAUAAAAUUAGAUAAGUACAAGAAUCGAAUUAUUUUUUACUAUAAUUCAAUUUAUGGUCAACUCUUACAUAGAUUAAACUUAUGGCUGAUGAAAAUACUGGCAGCAUUUUUGCUGACCUCAGAGAUUGUUGGUUCUUUUGUCACCUGCGUACAGACAGUUGGGCCAUAGACGUUACAAAAUUUCGGCAAUUCAACUAGUCGAAAAUGAAAAAUGAGGAAAUUACGUUGAAAACUUUGUUCAUCAAUUAUUAAGGCGUGUACACACUGUUGUCGAUCAUGCGCCAGCAACUACUGGAUCAUUGCUGUAUUUGAGCAAAUACGCACUUGGUUUCGGCGGACAACGAAACGCGCUGAAUCAAAUGGAAAUGUUGCUAGAACAGGUAAUUAAUUUUCCUGCAGACCAGAUAUGGUUUAACAUUAAUAUUAGUUACUCGUUAAUCAACAAGAUAGACCCAUCUUAAAUAUUCUAUAUUUUCGACUUCUUUUUUCGCGUAGAAUCACCCCCUUACCGCUUGUACCACCAGUUACCAACCACCCUGUAUAUCGGGCAUAUUACUCCUUUUUUCCAAUCUUCUGGUAUCUCCUCCCCAUUCCAUAUUUUCCUUAACAACUCCCAUAACGCCUCCCGCAUUUCCUUCGGAAGCACAAACAUAAAUUAUAUUUUCUAUAUUAAUUUUUAAUAUUAUAUCAAUUAUAAUUAAAUUAUAUAAAUCAUAUAUGAGCACGAAUAUAACCUCAGAAGGAGUAAAUCACUUUGAUUGGAAGCAUCUAUUUCAUGCAAAUUUUUAUUUUCAAUCAUAUCAGUAUCAUACUAAAGAAAUUACCAGCUGUCGACUGCAAAACUCUAUGGCAUUCCAUUAACAAACAAUGAAUUAAAAUUUGGCAACUCUGGAACAAUGUGCUAAAGCAUGUAAAUAUCUGUAACAGAAAAUCUAAAAAUGCCAGAUAUGCUUCAGUAUAUAAACAGUAUUUAAACAAUUUAAGAUCAUAUUCAAUGUCAUUAGCAGUGACGGAUUGAACUUCAUCUGCAACAACUUCCACAGCAAAUAUUCCACAUAAUGUUCAUCAUUUUCUUCAUAUUCAUUUGAUGCAUUCGGCGAAUACUAGCCAACUUACCUGUCCUCGAUGACUGAACUGCUUUUUGUCCAGCCAUGCCCAUCCAUUUUUCAGCUUCUUCGGGAACCUGUUACUUCUUUUCACUUCUUGAGAAAUAUGGAACAUUUCUUAAGCAAUUUCAGGCUCGAUACAGCGACGAUUUGUAUCGCGUGAAUAUUUUUCAGGUGCAUCAGUCAUAUGUAUAUGUGUAUAUUGAAUUACACAUGUUGAGGUUAACUGAUGAAGGAACGAAUGGAUUGUAACAGAAAACUAUAUUGAAAUAAGUAUAGUAUAAGUGUAAGUGUAAGUGUAAGUGUAAAUAUAAGUAUAAGAAUGAUAAGUGAGCAAAAUGCAGUACUCUGACAACAAACACAACAAAUUAUGGUUAUGCUACAACUACUUACAAACAUGUUAAGUAAAAGAUAGAAAUGGACACGCUGAAAGUAGCAGCUUAGAACUGCAAUGGUCUACAACAACGGACCCUCGAAAGUAAAACAUUUCUCUAUAACAAUAAUAUUGUGGGAAAAGUAUAUAAAAUAUGUAAACUAUUUUGUAUAAGUAUACAAGAAAUCGUCUCACGUGUUACCUAGCUCUUCAUCUAAAACGAAAGUCGAUUCUCUGCCUAUCUGCAAUUCUACGAGUUCCGAACAUGUUUUUAACGCGUUCCUAACCUCGACGAUCGACAUACCACGCAAUCUACGUCUACAAACUUGAAUGAUCUCGUCACCAAUUCGAAACAACUUCGAUUUGGCUGCUACUUCAUUUGCAUUCAUCUUCGAAAUCACGUUGGAAGAUACUAAGAAACCUUUCGACGUUCCACCGUUGUUUGUUCGCCUGUACAGUUCGCACGAUACUCUGUAAAUCCUACAAAACCUCAUCGCAACCAUCCGUGUUGUCCGCGCGCGUACCGCGGUUAAUUUGGGCGCUCCAAUUCUCACACACUGAUCCGCUCGUAUUAAAAUUAUGAGAUGGAUAGGACGUGACGGGUACCAAAGAAACACUCGGAAAUGUUUAAACAGUAUAUUUAUUAACAAUGCUCGCUUUCGACACUUUACGUAGAACUCGCGAUUACAAUUAACGAUUCACGCUUCUCGGUUACAACUCGAAUGAUACCGAUCGAGUUAAGAUAGUGAUUGAGCAGAGUACGUGCUAUAAGUUAAGAUGAUGACUGCUCAUGAUACGUCGAGGAACUGUGUUUUCUGUGACGAUGAUGCUGCGGAGGAAAACUGUGAUGGAUCUGUAUCUAAGGAUACGAGAUCAUUGGAUUCGUUAAGGAAAGUUUUCGUUAGGAAAGUGAGAGAAAUGGACGUCGCUGUUAAUUGGUUAAUCUACUAGGUUGGUAGGUAAGGAAGGAUGCUAACCGUCCUCGAGUAAGUUGCUAGCAAACAUCAUAUACAUAGUCAAAUUAGUCAGGAAUACAUUCAAGCAACCAUCGUUACAAUACAAACUAACAGCAAUUACUUCCAGAUGUCAGGAGUAUAUGCACCACCACGACACAAAGUGAUAUUACAAAAAUGGGAAGAGUAUUUUCAAUCCUUAGGUGACAAAUAUUAACUCAAAAAUUAACAUAUCUUGAGGUAGAACACUAAAAAUAUAUUAGAACUAGUAAUCUCAACAUAUUAUCCACAGGAAGACCCACAUACUGGUCGACAGAUCUAAACAAAAUACUUGAUUUGUUUGAUUUUUCAGUUAUAAGAGGUCUAAACAAAUUAAAAAUAACACCCAGUCUUGAGCUUAGUUGAUCAUACACUGAUAUUAAUAGAAUACAUAAGUAAGCCAAUACUUUACAGCAAUCCAGCUUUGCAAUAAAACCACCAAAAGGUAAACAUUUAAAGAACUAAUUGAGUGCAAAAUCAACUGCAGUAUUGUACUAAAAACACCCGAACACAUUGAACAGGCAAUAUCAUUGACAGAAAUUAUACAAGAAGCAGCAUGAGCAACUACUAAUUAUGAAUCAAACAACAAGUAAACAAAAAUAAUUCCAACAGACAACCUUGACAAAAUUAAAGCAAAAUGGCAAGAACAUAGAACAUCUGGCAAACAAAAAACAUCUAAACAAUCUCUCAAAGGAAAUAAAAAGUAAAAUAAAAGAUCAUAAUAAUAACGAAUUCUCAAAAUUGAUACAGUCUAUGGAAAUACACUUUAUGGAAAGACACAAACAAAAUAGAGAAACCAAUAAAAAUAAUCCCAGCAAUCAGAAAAACACAAAACAUAUGGGUCAAAAACAACGAAGAACAAGCUGGAGAAUUUUCCAGCCAUCUUUGUAACACAUUUACUCCAUAUAAUAGUAACAACAGUAAAACAAAAUGUCAUUCAGAUGAAGAUGCAUAAAAUACUAAUACUCCAACUAACAAACAUUACACCAUACCUAAUACAACACCACAAGAAAUUAGAAUCAUAAUUGUGAAAACAAAAAACAAUAAGGCACCAGAAAUUCUAAUCAAUGGUAAAAUCUUCCCCCAUAAACAAUACGUUUCAAUAUCCAAUACAAUUUUAAGAAUCCAAUACUUUCCUGAUCUACGGAAGUUAGCACAGAUCAUAAUGUUACCUAAACCAGCCAAAGGCCCACACCAAACUGUGUCUUACAGACCAAUAUCACUACUUCCUAUGUUUUCCAAAAUUCUACAGAAAAUAAUAUAUGAUCGUCAAAAACCAGCAAUAA
Messenger RNA from Bombus huntii, 6940 nucleotides. Its product is annotated as glucose dehydrogenase [FAD, quinone]-like. NCBI's taxonomy places the organism in Eukaryota, Metazoa, Arthropoda, Insecta, Hymenoptera, Apidae. The record is from RefSeq and is a predicted model, not a curated record. The transcript has 4 exons. The coding region runs from base 809 to 2665 and encodes 618 amino acids. Gene Ontology annotation, molecular function: oxidoreductase activity, acting on CH-OH group of donors; flavin adenine dinucleotide binding.